CUCUAAGCUAGCUACUCAUCCAAAUGAUUUGGCCUCUAGUCGUAACACUUUGCUCUGCGUCAUGCGUGCACGCGCAUCUCCAGAUGAGCAGCAUCUUUUCGGACGGCGCCAUCAUGCAGACGACCGAAGAAGGCGGCCAUUCUCCCGUCAUCUUCGGACAAUCCAACGCCUCAUCCUUGAUACAAAUCACCAUCAAAGGACCACUCAAUCUAACCACUGCUGCAGACAGCAAGGGCAACUGGCGGGUCACGGUUAAGGAAACUCCGAGCAAUCCGGGUCCUUACAACAUCUCAAUUGUCGAGUAUCCACCCAGUGGAGACUCACCACUGGACACGUUUAACAUGUCGGACAUCUUUUUUGGUGACGUCUACUUUUGCAGCGGCCAGUCGAAUAUGGCAUUUACAAUGCACGGCAUAUGGAACGCCACCGACGAGCUGGCAAACGCCAAUCACACCAACAUCCGUCUCUUCAAGGCGAGAGGAAGUUGGAUGCCGUGCAAUAACGCCACGGUAGCCUCGUUUUCGGCCGUUUGCUACUUGUCGGGUCGUGAUAUCAUGACCAUGCACACCGGAUCGAGAUAUAUGGGCCUUAUCGAGUCCGCCGUGGGUGGCACGGGCAUUCAACUGUGGGCAUCUAAUGAAACAGAGAUGACAUGCGGACAGGAGGCGGUCAGACUGAAGGAGAACUACAAGGCGGCCUCACUGUAUGAGACCAUGGUGUUGCCCUAUCUUCCCUACGCGGUGCGCGCCGCGUUUUGGUAUCAAGGCGAGGCGAAUGCGGACGAGUGCUGUCCGAUUGGACGAGAAGACUACUCGUGCUACAUGGAGCACAUGAUCACAGACUGGCAGGGGGUGUGGGGCUACAAGGUACCAUUCGUUCUCAUCCAGUUGCACGCGUGGGGCUACAUGGUAUGCGACAUGGAGCAAGUGCUGGCUAAUGAGUUAGAGAGCGGCAUCAGGCUGGCGCAGUGGGACGUCGGACGGCGCAAUAUCAGCAACGUCGCUCUCGUGUCGGCCGUCGACCUCGGGGGGCCCCUCCAUCCUCCAUACAAAUCCGAAGUCGGCAGGAGAGUGGCAUUAGCCACCGUGGCGACGGUUUUCUAUCAGGACAUCAAGUGGCAGUAUCCGUACAUUCGCAAUGCGACCGGAAAUUACACAAAGGGAAUGUUUAGUAUCGAGCUUUAUAUUGAAAAUGGCGACGGUCUGCGUCUGGUGGAGACACCCACGUGUAAUCAAUCGGAUGCGACUAAAUGUUCGGUGUACUGCUGCAAGAACGGGGCGCCAGGGAUGUUUAUCCUUCUGGGGUAUAACUGGAGCUCGUUCUAUAACGCCAACGCGUAUAACUUGCAGGUGGUUGAUAUCAAGGAUCAUUACAUUCGGCUAUCGAUGCUGGCAAAGGAUACGUACAAGGGGAAACCUCACGUGACGCGGAUACUCUAUCAAGUGGCGUCCGAGCCGUUUUGUUCGGUUGUCAACGGGCAGGGGAUAGCCAUGCCGACUCAGGGACCCAUUCCUUUCUGAUCUAUAGUGUUGGAACGUUUGUGUGCGACAAGCUGCACGUAGGCGAUCGCGUCGGUUUUUCGUUUGUGUUUGAGUUUUUAUUGUCUCAACUAGAUGUACACUGCAUGCAAUGCGUCUCUAGACAUAACUGUUUUUUGAAAACGUGAUAUCCACUUUGUU
Corticium candelabrum is the source of this 1679-nucleotide messenger RNA. Its product is annotated as sialate O-acetylesterase-like. NCBI's taxonomy places the organism in Eukaryota, Metazoa, Porifera, Homoscleromorpha, Homosclerophorida, Plakinidae. Gene Ontology annotation, molecular function: sialate O-acetylesterase activity. Bases 24 to 1520 code for a protein of 498 amino acids. The transcript has a single exon. Gene Ontology annotation, biological process: carbohydrate metabolic process. The record is from RefSeq and is a predicted model, not a curated record.